Molecule: messenger RNA, 207 nt
Organism: Exophiala aquamarina CBS 119918
Lineage: Eukaryota; Fungi; Ascomycota; Eurotiomycetes; Chaetothyriales; Herpotrichiellaceae
Exons: 1
Coding region: 1-207 (68 amino acids)
Source: RefSeq, a predicted model, not a curated record
AUGCCUCGACCCGGUCGUGGAUUGAGUUUCACAUACAACAGCAUCAAGCUCGAACACCAAGCAAUCCAGACUCGCCGGGCAGUGAGUCGAGUAAGGGGAAACUACCACCUGUUCCUCCGAAACCAGCCCACCAAACCACAAUUCAAACAGGCAGAUCUUGUACCAAAGCGAAUGUGGUCAGUCCCCAAGAUGACGCACAUGGAGUAG